Molecule: messenger RNA, 7720 nt
Organism: Dromaius novaehollandiae (emu)
Lineage: Eukaryota; Metazoa; Chordata; Aves; Casuariiformes; Dromaiidae
Gene: APPL1
Product: adaptor protein, phosphotyrosine interacting with PH domain and leucine zipper 1
Exons: 22
Coding region: 127-2253 (708 amino acids)
Biological process (GO): insulin receptor signaling pathway; signaling
Cellular component (GO): endosome membrane; cytoplasm
Molecular function (GO): protein kinase B binding; identical protein binding
Source: RefSeq, a predicted model, not a curated record
GGGACAUCCGGCGCGAGGCGGGGGCGCCCGUGUUGUGACUGGAGGGAGGGGGGAGGGGCCCAGUCAGCUGGGUGCGCUGUGGGGUGCGGGAGUUGCAGCGGCGCAGAGUCCACCCCGGCGGCCGCCAUGCCCGGCAUCGACAAGCUGCCCAUCGAGGAGACGCUGGAGGACAGCCCCCAGACCCGUUCUUUGCUGGGUGUGUUUGAAGAAGAUGCUGCUGCAAUUUCCAAUUACAUCAAUCAGUUAUUUCAAGCCAUGCACAGAAUAUAUGAUGCACAGAAUGAAUUAAGUGCAGCAACUCAUCUGACGUCAAAGCUUCUGAAAGAAUUUGAGAAGCAGCGUUUUCCACUAGGGGGAGAUGAUGAAGUUAUGAGUUCUACUUUACAGCAAUUUGCAAAAGUGAUAGAUGAGCUAAGUUCUUGCCAUGCAGUGCUAUCAACUCAACUUGCAGAUGCAAUGAUGUUUCCUAUUACCCAGUUUAAAGAAAGGGAUCUAAAAGAGAUACUAACCCUGAAAGAAGUUUUCCAAAUUGCAAGCAAUGACCAUGAUGCUGCCAUUACUAGAUACAGUCGGUUGUCAAAAAGAAGGGAAAAUGAAAAGAUCAAGGCUGAAGUUACAGAAGAUGUAUAUACUUCCAGGAAAAAACAGCAUCAGACUAUGAUGCAUUAUUUCUGUGCAUUAAAUACUCUUCAAUACAAAAAGAAAAUUGCUAUGCUAGAACCCUUGCUAGGAUACAUGCAAGCUCAGAUAAGCUUUUUUAAAAUGGGUUCAGAAAAUCUUAAUGAGCAGUUGGAAGAAUUUUUGACCAAUAUUGGCACAAGUGUACAAAAUGUUCGCAGGGAAAUGGAGUGUGAAGUAGAAACCAUGCAACAAACUAUAGAGGACUUGGAAGUAGCUAGUGAUCCGCUGUAUUUGCCUGAUCCUGAUACUACAAAAUUUCCUGUUCAUAGAAAUCUGACACGGAAAGCUGGCUAUCUCAAUGCGAGAAAUAAGACAGGGCUGGUAUCUUCCAGUUGGGAGAGACAGUUUUACUUCACUCAGGGUGGAAACUUGAUGAGCCAGGCAAGAGGUGAUGUAGCUGGGGGACUCGUCAUGGAUAUAGACAAUUGUUCAGUAAUGGCUGUGGACUGCGAAGACAGACGGUACUGUUUUCAGAUAACAUCUUUUGACGGUAAAAAGUCUUCAAUCUUACAGGCAGAGAGUAAAAAAGAUUAUGAAGAGUGGAUAUGCACAAUAAACAACAUAUCUAAACAGAUAUAUCUAAGUGAAAAUCCUGAGGAAAUUGCUGCACGUGUAAAUCAGUCAGCUCUGGAGGCUGUUACUCCAUCUCCCUCCUUUCAACAGAGGCAUGAGAGCAUGCGGCCAACUGUACUAUCUCGUCCUCCUACGGCUCGUACUAGCAGCACAGGGUCAUUGGGAUCUGAAUCAGCAGCUUUAUCGGCACUUUCUUUGGAUUCGCUUGUUGCCCCUGACACUCCUAUACAAUUUGACAUAAUAUCUCCAGUUAGUGAAGAUCAGCCUGGUCAAGCAAAAACUUCAGGGCAGUCGGGCAGACGCACAAAUCCUUUUGGUGAAUCUGGAGGCUCAAAAUCUGAAACAGAAGAUUCCAUUCUUCAUCAGUUAUUUAUUGUAAGAUUUCUUGGCUCUAUGGAGGUGAAAUAUGAUGAAAGUCCAGAUGUUGUUUAUGAAACAAUGCGUCAAAUACUAGCAGCUCGGGCCAUUCAUAACAUUUUCAGGAUGACAGAAUCACAUUUAUUAGUCACUUGUGACUGUUUAAAGUUAAUUGAUCCACAGACACAAGUUACAAGACUACGAUUUCCUUUGCCCAAUGUAGUCUUGUAUGCUACACACCAGGAGAAUAAGCGCCUCUUUGGAUUUGUGCUGAGAACUUCAGGAGGGAGAGUUGACAGCCGCCAGACUUCAGUCUGCUAUAUAUUUGAAUCAAAUAAUGAAGGGGAAAAGAUUUGUGACUCUGUUGGACUGGCAAAACAGAUUGCUUUUCAUGCAGAACUGGAUCGAAAAGCAUCGGAAAAGCAAAAAGAAAUAGAUAGAGUAAAAGAGAAACAACAAAAAGAACUCAAUAAACAAAAACAAAUCGAAAAGGACUUGGAGGAGCAAAGCCGAUUGAUAGCUGCUUCCAGCAGAUCGAACCAGAGCAGUGGAGAAGGACAAUUUGUAGUCCUUAGCAGUAGCCAGUCAGAAGACAGUGAUUUAGGAGAAGAUGGAAAGAAGAAGAGAGAAUCUGAAGCCUAAGGUUGCCUGCUUAAUUAAAACUGGAAUCAUGGAUCUAUCUGGUCAAAUGGCACAGUAUCUACAAGCAGCGAAAUGCAGGUGGAGGGUCUGUUGUAUUAUAUAAAAGACAUCCCAGUAUGUAGACCCCAUUAUGCCUUGAUUUUUCUUUCUUAAUUAACUUAUUUCCAUUUUCAUGUCAGCAUAAUUUCUCUUCUUUACGCCAGAUCAAGCAUGGUGAUGCUGCCAUGUUUACUACAAAAUUAUGGCUUCUAAAGGCUUCUUUGCAACAUGGAAAAAGUGUGUGGGGGUUUUCCACUCACUUGGCUGUGCAACUGACUGCUCUUGAAGCAAAAAUUAACCUCUCAUGGGACUUCAACAAUACACUGAAAUUUGUUCUUUACCCUGCAGUAUGCAGAACACCUUGUUGAAAACAAAAGUGGAUAUCCAAAUAAGAUAGUGCUAAGCUUUACCUAACUGUUGUUGCAGUUAAUUGUUCUUAGAUUUAGAAAGAAAAAUCCUUAUUAACAUCAGUGAGAUGUGCAGUAGUUCUAGAUGGUAAGAUCUUAAUUUUUUUUCAUACUGCAUUGUAUGGUACUGCCUUGGGUUUUUGGUGAAUGUAAUAUUGGAAGACUUCUUCAGACAGGAAAAAAAAUACUUUGUCAAACCUAGAAAAAGGCUGAAGAGAUACAGUUGCAUUUUUCUGCAUGAGGAAUGUUUAAACCAUCCUUAUCAAGUGGUAAGAAUAAUGUAAGUAUUCUUGUAGCAAAAGUGCCAUGUUCUUUAUUUUCCCCAGUACUUAUAAUAAAUUGUAAGCCUUUGACUUCACUUUUUAUAAAACAUGCCUACAGUUCCAAGAACAUCUUGACUAUCAUUAUUUGGAUCUUCUGAAUACUUAGAUGCCUUGUCACCAGUUCACUGCUCUUACUGAAAAUGAAUUGAGGUCUUUUCAUGAAAGUGUAUUUUGCAGAGAAUUAAAUAGCUUUUAAGUAAGAGACUAUGCUAAUUCUACAUCCUAGAGUCAAUCUUGUAAAGCAUUUUUCAAAGCAGUAUCUGUUUACAGCUCUUAAGCCUGAUCUCCAUUCUGUAUACCCUGUGUAAUAUUUAUUUUAUAUAGUACUACAUGUGCAUUCACCUUUUGAUUCAGAAUGGGAAAAUUGUUUAAAGUAAGAGAAAUAUUUAUUUUUGCACUAAUUACUAUAUAUACAAAAACCCAAUGAAACAGAAGACAUGUCUCUAAUAGUGGUAUAAAAAUAAUAGGAAAUGUAGAAAGAGAAGAAUAUACUUAUAAUCCCAGUUAUGUUAUAACAAGUAUGAGUGCUUUACAGUUCAUUGCAGGGUAUUUCAGCAUUUUUGGUGUUCAGGAACGGAUGCAAUUUUCAGAAUAUCUCCCAUCACCAGUGCUGGCCCAGUCUUUCACAGCUGGAAUUUCUUGGUGCUGAUAAUACAGUAAGUGAGGAAUCUCAGCAUCUCUACUAGAUGUCUGCAAGUGGAUAGAGGGAACUGUACCCUAGACUGUCCUCAUGCAUGGGAGUUACCUUGCAUAAGGUAAAGAAGGCAGCUGCCUCCUCCACUUUACGCUGGAGAGGCAAAUUUCUAUGCAGAGGUUAACUGCAUCUGGCUCCUGUCACAGGAGAGCAAGGGAGGUGUUACCUAUCAGCCCAGCCUGCUGCAGGAAUAACAGAAGUUGCUGCUUUGGGGCUGCUGCUGCAGGAGGAGACCAGUGCUCUUGGCUGAUGUUACUGGCACUGCAGCACAUGGAGGGAGCUGCGCAGCCUCAGAAACGGUCACAGUGCUGCUGCCUUAUGAGAGAGGCUGAAGGGGGGGACUCAGCUACAAAAAAACCUCCAUGUUCUUCUCCUGCAUUAGUAGUUCCUACUCCAGUAUAUUUUUUAUCCCCAGAGAAGUCAGACAAUUGCCGAAGUACCUGCUUUGGUGUUUGCCUAGCGAGGCCAGAUGGUAUUGGCCUGGUGCGAACCUUGGCCAGCACACUGUCAGAUGGACCAUGCAGUUCUGAGGCUUUGUACGUUAUCUAAGUGGCGUUUUUAUUUCAUGUACAGUUUUGCAUUCUCAGCUCUUGUUCUUAAGAGACUUUUUAUUCUUGCCAACAAGAAUGUAGAGAGAGGCAACAAAUGCAAAUUUUUUUUUCCUCUUCAUGCCUGAAUCUAGGCUUACAAGUAGUUGCAUGGUAGCCAGAUUCUCUCUCCAAGUUGGUCCAACUUGCGUUUCUUUCUCUUUGCUUUGCCCCCUCCCCCUUUUGUACUUAGUGAUAUUUCUGUUUUCUAUCAGAUAAUAUGACAGCUUAGCUCAAGGUUGUUGGGUCUGUCUUCUUCCAGUACAUGCUGAAAAUGAGGUAACUUUGAAACAGUACAAGACUAUGAAGUCGCUGGUCUCCAUUUUCUAGAAUUUAGUCACCUAGUUGUCAGAGUGAUCAGUGUGUUAACCAGUUUAGCUGCACUAUCCUCAGCUCUAUGUAGGAGACAGCUAAUAGAUUAGCAGUCUUAUCAAAAAGUAUUUCUGCUGUGUAGCCUGUUUUCUCUAAGUGUUAUUGUAUUAGCCUUAUUGAAAAGAUGUUAUCUUUUCUUGAAACCUAUUAUGGUUUUAGCUAUAAAUCUGCAACGAUAAGGAGGAAAAGCAGGAGACAGAAAGUUGGCACCUGAACUUACUGUGAUAUGGGACUCUUCAGAUGUAAAAAUAGAUUAUUGGAAUUAUUUCAUUUGCUUUGCAGGCUUUCCAUCCGUGCCAUUACGUGUAGUUUUCCAAAACAGACAGCACAGGAGUGAAUUGCCUAUCAUUUGUGUUAGAUGACUCUCCUAGCCAUUAAAAAGCAGGGAAAUGAAUGAAGAGGGUGGUUCUUAAGGGAAGGAAGAUAGAUUGAGAUGGAUGCAUGAAUUAAGUUUUUUGGAUUGUUUAGGAGAGUCUCUGUGGUGCAGAAUGAGCACAAAUAUAUAAGAGCAUCCAGGAGAGUGAAGGCUGCAAGAGCAAAUGGCAGGUCAAGAGAGAUCAAGAAGUUAAAGUGGACCAGUGCAAUGAGUUGGCAGUGGGGCUAGGACUAUUGAGGCCCUCCUGAAGGGGGGAGCACUGGGCUUUAUGGUCAUAAUUACCUCAAGGCAAAGAACAUCUGCUGAGGUUUUAUGCCUGCCCUCUUCCCCAGAAUGAAAAAUAUUUGGUACCCUUUUUCUCAUGAGAUUCGGAAAUUCUUCAUUGGAAAAUUAAAAAAAACCACAAAAUUUUAUGGAGAGCUUAGUAUUUUUGUUGAGAGUAUAACUUCUAAUGUAAACACCUCAUGGCCUCCUGGGAGCUACUGUGGUAAAAUUUCACCAGAGUGUUUUAUUAUUGCAAGUAAAUUACUAGUUGGUGUCCUCUCCUGUAAUUUAUUUCUCCCUUUGUGCUAUUUCCUACUGCUUUUUACUUCUAGACUGAUCUACCAAGUACUGCAGCUGAAGUUUUAUUUUGCAUCCUUCUGAGUCUAACAGAUAUACUGAUUAUUCCAAAAACUCCUGAAAACAUUCUUUCAGGUACACUGAUUUUAAAAUGACUUUGCAUAGGUACUGAAACAGCGGUCUUGUUUAGGGCUAAAUUUUCAUGUUGCUAAUUGCAUCCUAAUAGUUACUGCCCCCUUUUUUUCCUUAGGUAAGGGGAUAUUAAGUUUGUGACACUAUGUAGAUCUACACACUACAGACCACAGCAAAUUUUCACAUCAGUUGUUUCAAGCUAUGUUCAUUCUCUAUGAAGGUAAUGGUGUGAAUAUCAAAAUUCAUACACAGUACUUAUAGGUAUGCAUUUUAUUGCAUUAUAGAUAAUACGUAGUACUCCUCUAUGGCCAUGAAUGCAUUUUCUUUAAGUCUAAACUGGAGGAAAGUUAACAGAGUUGUAUACAACUUAGCCGUACAGAACUGGUUAAAAUUGGUGGUAUAAAGUAAUUGCGAUGUGAUAAGUCUAUUACUUCCUUAAUCUUUUUAGCUUUGAAAUUGUACCAACAAAAAUAUUAGUUAACUGUUAAAAGAUAAAUUAACAGUGAAAUAACAGCCCCCCCACCAGUGCAGUGAAAUUUCAUUAUUAUAGGGAUGUAAAUUCAGAGCAAUCGCUGAAACAGCUGAAGCUAUUUAUGAAGAUAUACUUUAUGGACAUUGAUAUAAAGAAGCAAAUUUGGACUGUGCAUAUCUUUCUUUUAAGGUGAAUUUUGAAGUACUCCCACAGAAUUUAGGAGAGAAGCAAAUGGAGAAAGUGUUACUACUACUGUCUCAUGUUAUUUCAGAAAUAAUUCACACAGACAAAACAAACCUGCCUCUGCUGUUUAGUUAAUGCUCAGUGAAUUCAGUAGAGAGACACUGUCUAGUCUAACAACAGCUGAUAUUUUAUAUUCUUUCCUUUGCUCUAUUUUACAGAAUUUCUUGCAAGUCAAUUAGUUUCCAAGACUUUUCUUUCUAACCAAGCACUAAGUUUUUUGGGUUUUUUUUUCCUGCCACAGUGAUACCCAAUUUAUUAAGACAAGAAUAAGCCAGCGUGCCCUUGUGAAUGCAUUUGUAUUCGUAAUGAAGUUUAUAUUGCAAGCCAAGGAUUUUGUACAAUCUUUCAGGUGAUUUUUAUAAUACAGUGGAGUGGUCACAUACUUAUGAUGAUGUACUGGACUGGUCAUGUUCUAGUGAAGUAUAAGUAAUUUUUGCAAUGUUUGAGACUUACACUUUUUUUUUCCUUGAAUAGCUGUAUUUAAAACCUCAAGUGGUAUACUUACUUCAACACUGAUGUGUUUUAAGCUUGGAAACAUGAAUAGUAAACGUAUUAUGCCAGGGCUUCAGUCAGCAUUUUGUAGGUUAAAUAAUAAAAACUUAAGUAUAAUAACUUUCUGGAUGGGAUUUGUACUGAUUCAAAAAAAAUCUACUUUUUCCCUAAUACUGAUUUCCAGAGAGUACCAUUAUCGGCAAUAGGAUGUAUUCCCUUCCAUUGAAUAAGUUAAAGAUGCAGUUGAAUCCCUCUGUUUUCAAAGUAUAUCUCAAUUCUGUUAAUUUUAAUUAUAUUAAUUAGCCAGAUAUCCUCAGAGGAAGUUACUGUACUUGGGAAUGAUGGUAACUUAUUUUUGCAACAAUCAAAGACUGAACAUUAAGAGAAGAAAAUCCUUACUACCUUAGCUGGCUGUUUUAAUGCACAUGUUCUAGUCACAUGACAAUGUGUAGAACUUUGUAAAGAGCUACGGUUACGUUAAUGGUCAGAAUUAAUGUGUAUAGAAAAGCUAUACCAGCACAACCAUUAACAUGGGUACUGACACUAUUUCACAGGCUUCAUUAGUUUUCUUUAUUAUAUGAUAAGGCACCAUGUAAGAAGCAAUGAAUUAUAGCUCCAUAAUAGUUAAAUUUGUAUUUUAUAAGAUUUGUAGAUUUUUUUCUGAGGGAAAAGAGACUUUUGAAUUAUGUAACUUCAGUGAUACAGAUGCAUGUAUAAAUGAAAAUCUAUGCCUACUUGAUAAUGAAGGAAUAAAUAUUAUUAAUGCCAA